GGGGGAAGAAAGUGCUGCUUUUGUCAAUGACGGGAGCGGCGGGGACACAAAACAAACUUCACCGAUAUUAAACCCGCAGUUUCGCCUUGAACCGAGAAGUUUCCACGGUGACCGAGAGGAACGAUAAAUACGAAGUGGUCUCACUGUACAGGCCUUGGAGAAGUUGUAAAUCAUGGUUGUCCGUUUGGUCUGUGUCUUUGUCAGUCUGAUGGUGGUUGUAAGUGCUGACCACUGUUUGAUCAUCAGUGAGAUCAAUGCUGACAACCCAAAACUGGACAUCACCGAGUUUGUAGAGUUGUACCACACCAGUGGACAGAGGGCAUCUCUAGAUGGCUACACCCUUGUGUUCUAUAAUGGGAAUGGAAAUAUAGCAUACAAGGUUUUGGACUUAAAGGGCUACAGCACAGACGACAGAGGAUUCUUCCUUGUGGGUUCUGUGGACAUGCUGCCCAAACCGGCUAUCCUCCUCCCUCCCAACACAGUCCAGAAUGGCCCAGAUGCAAUCGCUCUGUACCAUACAUCUGCUGCUCGCUAUAGUGAGAGGAUGAAUGCCACAGCUAUCGGGCUGGUGGACGCCGUUGUGUACAUGACCCGUCAUUCUGGGGGUGCAGAAGUCCUUGCUGACAUUAUGACACCAGGAGAACCAGCCUUUGUCGAGGAUGAGGGUGUGCACGAAGGGGAUGAGUCAAUCGAGAGGUGUUUGUUGUCUGAAGAUCAGUGGGGUUUCCAGGUGUCCUUGCCCUCACCAGGUCAGAGGAAUAACUGCACCGCGCCAUCCCCCCCAGCUACUGUUCCACUCAUUACUGAGCUGAAACUGGGCGGAGGGCAAGUGGAUGGGUUUGUGGAACUGUCGGAGGCCCCCACUGCAAGUCCUCUGGCGUUGGUGCUGGUGGAUGGGAAAACAGACCGUGUCAGCUUAAGUGUGGAUGUGAACAUCUCCAGGAAUGGGAGGGUCUCCAUCACCAUAGAAAAGAACUAUAUGAAAGGAGACCGGUCUGGAGCAGUUGCUGUUUACAGUGGCCGAGCCACAGACUUCCCCGUGGGUAGUCCGCUGAGCCAGAUACAGCCUCUGGAUGCAUUUGUGUUUGCUGGGCCAGGAAACAAGCCGAGUGCCAACCUCACAGAGACGCUCAUCCCUGGCAGGCAUCCCUACCAGCUCAGCAACAGUUUGAGAGAAGGAGGUUUUGAUCUCAGUCGCUGUGGGGUAGCCCCUUGGCCCAGAGAUCCUGGUGUCUUCUGGGAGGCCCCUCCAACUCCUGGGCAACCCAACCAGUGCCCGUGGCCAAAGAUUUGCCCUCACAGUAUUUUGAUUCCAGGAGGCACCGAUGCACCACCUCACCUCCCUCCAUGGGGUAACGGUGACUUUCUGAUCAACGAGCUGAACACUGACACACCUGGACCCGCUGAGGAUGGCGAGUACAUUGAGCUGUGGCACCCAUCAGGUCGUCGCGUCUCCCUGCAAGGCGUCUGGGUACUGUUGUUCAGCGCGCACAACAACAGGCCUUACCGGGAGAUCAGCCUCAGUGGGCAUUUCACCACGUCUAAGGGCUACUUUUUGUUGGGCAGUGACAGGCUUGUACCAGCACCAUCACUACGCCUUCCCCCCAACACUAUCCAGAACGGACCAGAUGCUGUGGCGCUUUACCGCAGCCCAUUUGGUUCACCGACGGCCAUGCAAAGGGGGAUCCCUACCCGUGGUCUGCUGGAUGCAGUGGUUUAUCGGCAGAGAGGAUCCGAUAAGGAGGCACAGGAGUUGAGUGAUGCUCUAACACCAGGACAGCUGCCCCUGUUGGAGGAUCCAGAGGUUCUGCCUGGUGAUGAGGCUCUCAGCCGCUGUGGAGGCCUGUAUCCAGCUGACCUGUCUGCUUUUUCAGUGGCUCCACCCACACCUUUGAGGGAGAACACCUGUCCCCGCCCACCUCCAGCCCCAGAGGGAGUGGUUAUCAGUGAAGUUGCUAGUUGCCACUGGACCAAUCACAGCCAGCAGAGGGCCUUUGUGGAGCUGCAGGGGCCUCCGCUGACGUCCCUGCGGGGUCUGGUUCUCGAUGUAUUUGACCAGGAGCAGAGUGGGACUGUCGUAGCGCUUCCUCUGACUGGAUCUAUUGAUCAGGAUGGAUUUUACAUCAUUGGAAAUGUCAGUGGAGCAGAUCAGACCUUCACAGAGGGCUCCACAGUGCCGUUAAGGGGAGCGGUGGUUCUGUGUUAUGACUUGUUCAGUGUCUGUAGAGCUGGUACUGCCCUGACCAACUCCAGCCUCAGAGACGUGCUUGUAUUCAGUGAAAGCCAACACCCUGCUGUCCUCUCUGUCCACCAUCAGAGGGAGACAAGUCAUUCCAGCUCUUAGGUCAGUGGAAGAUGGUCCUGUUUCACUCAGCCGGUGUUCAUGCUGUGAGGUGAGGAGCCCUUCUUCCUGGACGAGCUCUUCCCCCACACCACAUAGCACAAACCUUUGUCCAAGCUCCGCCUUCUCCAGUCACAUUGACGUCUGCCUGGAACUGCUGUCCAGUGACGGGCAAGCGCAGUCUGCAAAUUGCACCGGACUAAUCCAGGGGAAGAGAGUCGAUGUUGCUGAGUACCUGGAGCAGAGGUGUCACUGUGGAAUCUCUGCCUUGUACCUUCAAGGGGCCAACGUUUCCUGUGUGUCUGGAUGGCUGCGAGUGUGGGGGAGCAUCCAGGCGCUGUCAGCCCAUCAGAAGUCCCUCAUCAUCCAGACGUCCCACAUGCAUCCUUCACCUGCUGAGGGCAGCGUCUGCUCUGCUCCCAGCACCGACCGACACAUGAACACAGCGUCUGCUCUGGGAUUACAGAUCGGCUUAAUAAUAAUGGCGCUCCUGCUUCUGGGAUUAGGAGCUGCUUUAUUCACAUAUUUCUACAGGAGGAGGCAUCCUCUGGAUUAUUACACCAUGGAGUUGAGUGAACACGGAGAAGGACUGUCAGAUCUAUAAUCCAGGAUUUAGGUCGUCAUGUUUGCGUCUGUAAGUCCUUGUGUGUGUGCGCGGGAGGAUUUCUACAAAGCAAGAAAAAAAGACACCAGAAAUCAAACUGUAACUUGACCUACACAUGGAGUAUAUGGUUGCUAGGAAACAAAUGGAACCACAUGUGUUCUGUGUCUUUGGGCGAACAUAAAGAAAAAUAAGUUGUCUGUCAACAGUCUGUAACAGUGUGAUGUAGCAGGAGAGCUAAACCAAAACAACUUUUUUAGGUUCCUUAGGAGACCCUGAUACACAAUCAGGUUGCCCCCCCCCCCCAAAAAAAAAAAAUUACAAAUAAAAAUUGGCCUAGAUAUUCAAGCUGCCAUCCAAAAUUGAAAAAUAGAAAACUGCGUCAUACCUAGCAAUGGGGUCAACCUCGCUUCCUCACAUAGAUAAAAGUUUCUGUGCACUCCUUGCUCAGAUACUUCCUGGAUCACUCUUAUGUUAAGAUUCCUUGCUAGGAAUCUUAGGCUAAGUUGGAAGCUCUCUGAGAGUACUCUGAGAUGCUUUAAAUACAGGCCAUGGAAUAAAAAAUGAAAGCUCUUUAUAUGUCUUUUAAUGGUUUAAAUAAAACAACCCAUUUUGGAUGCCAUUUUGAGUAAUUGCCUUGAGGCCAGUUUUUAUUUUGGGAAAAUCCUGAUUGCAUUUUGAAGCCAUUUAAGGAACCUAAAAAAAAGUUUGUUUUGUUUGGUGGUCCUAGCUCACCUAAUAACUGUAUUUGGUGUGUGGUUAUAUUUCAUGGCACAUGUGACUUAAAUCAUCAAUUGAGUACCCACUGAGUGAAUCAAUAGUUGAAACACAAGUGAGUUUCAUAUGUACUCGUAUAUUAUACUUUUAAAGAAUGAGCCCCUACCAGUGUGGUGUUUGGUCUAAGGAAACUGUUGGUUCUAACUUUUUAAAGGAAUAAGGGGAAAUACUGAACGGGGUCAUAUUGUGCAAACGUCUGUUUUUAAAAUACUGUGUACACUUAUAUGUGCUUGAGAUUUCAUCUUAGAUUUCCUCGAUGUGCUACAAUCCUGUCUGCAUGUAGAAUCUAGCCUGCUAUAAGCAAAAUUUUGUCCACACCAGCUACUUUUUAGACGAGCAGUAACACAAGCCACAAAGUCCAUAUCUGGACUCCUGCUCAUACCUACCAAGUCCUUCUACACUCUUUGGCACAGCCACAUGUUCUGUUGGACACAGAGAAGUG
Thalassophryne amazonica is the source of this 4161-nucleotide messenger RNA. RefSeq lists its product as uncharacterized. The coding region runs from base 173 to 2344 and encodes 723 amino acids. NCBI's taxonomy places the organism in Eukaryota, Metazoa, Chordata, Actinopteri, Batrachoidiformes, Batrachoididae. The record is from RefSeq and is a predicted model, not a curated record. The transcript is spliced from 12 exons.